CUUUUGAAGUGUUCGCCAGCGUAGAAUAAUUUUUUUUUUUUUUGCUACUGUAAGUUUAUAUAGCUGGUGAGAAAGUCUCGCUAUUGAUUCUUAACUGUCGGUUUGGUGGUUGGGAAGAUUGGGGAAACAAAGCUAGAUGGUGAAGUAUGCCAUUCUCAAAAAAUGGGUUCACAGAUGUUAGGUGAAAUGAGGCCCAUUUUCUGUGGAAACUUUGACUAUGAUGCACGGCAGUCUGAUCUGGAGAGACUUUUCAGGAGAUAUGGGAAGGUGGAUAGAGUGGAUAUGAAGUCUGGGUUUGCGUUUGUUUAUAUGGAUGAUGAGAGAGAUGCCGAGGAUGCAAUUCGAGGACUUGACCGGAGGGAAUUUGGAAGAAAGGGACGUCGGCUUCGUGUUGAGUGGACAAAGCAAGAGCGUAGCGUUAGAAGGCCUGAGAGUUCAAGAAGGUCUUCAACGAAUAUGAGACCAUCCAAGACUCUGUUCGUUAUUAAUUUCGAUCCGUAUCAUACCAAGGAAAGGGACUUGGAGAGGCACUUUGACCCAUACGGGAAAGUAGUGAAUAUUAGGAUCAGAAGAAAUUUUGCAUUUAUCCAGUUUGAAUCACAGGAGGAUGCCUCCAAAGCUCUGGAUGCUACAAACAUGAGCAAGCUGAUGGAUCGAGUUAUUUCAGUGGAGUAUGCAAUCAAAGAUGAUGAUGAAAGGAAGAAUGGACAUAGCCCUGAUAGAAAUCGGGAUAGGUCACCUGGGAGGAGAGGUUAUGACAGGGGACGAACUCCGAGCCCCUAUGGGAGAGAGAGGGGAAGUCCUGAUUAUGGCCGUGGACGUGGCCGCAGCCCAAGUCCGUACCGAAAGGAGCGGGCUAGUCCUGAUUACGGUCGUGGCCCUAGUCCAAGUCCCAAUGGAAGGGAAAGAGAUUAUGGACGUGGUCCCACCCCAAGUCCUCGAAGAGGCAGGCAUACUUCUGACAAUGGCCGUGGACCUAGCCCAAGGGAGAGGGUAAGCCCUGAAUAUGGUCAUGGGGCUGACCCAAGUCCUCGAAGGGAGAGGGUUAGUCCUGAUGAUGAGUAUCAUCGCAGCGCCAGCCCAAAUACUAAGCCAGACCUGAGGGACAGUCCCGGGUAUGGUGCAACAGAAAGCCCCUUGCAUGACCGAUACCGAAGUCGUUCACGGGAGAGAUCGAGAUCAUGAUCAGCUGAAAAUCUUGUUCGUUCAUCUUUGGUAAUAGGAUGCAGUUUUCUUGCAGUCCAGUGUUGUUAAGCCAAGUGCUGCUGACUAGUUAGUAUUUUGUUAGUCUCCUAGGUGCUGUUUUCAAAAUCAAUGCUCUCAAUGUAAUGGAUUUCAUGAUUGGUUCUGAACAUGAAAAAGACAGAGGCAGACGUGCAACGCUUGCUUGAUCUCGAAAUAAGUACUGCCAUUUACUUAAUUUGUUUGCUUUGUUAUUAUCUGAUAGUUUUUGUGCAGAAUUGUCGAUAUUUCACUUUGGC
Molecule: messenger RNA, 1481 nt
Organism: Ilex paraguariensis (yerba mate)
Lineage: Eukaryota; Viridiplantae; Streptophyta; Magnoliopsida; Aquifoliales; Aquifoliaceae
Source: the annotation of a GenBank genome assembly